AUGGCAAUCGCAGUGUAUUUUAUCACUUUUCUCAUCGGAAUUCUCAGGUAAAUGUGUUAAAGAUUAUGGAAAAGUAGGUCCUUGGAAUUUCAGUUAUUUCCUAUGGCACUGGACGUACUGGAUGCGUCGAGGGAUCCGUGGACCGCGAGGUUAUCCGGUAAUUGGCCUCGCGAACACCAUGUUCUCCAGCGAUUCACCGCCAUUUUUACGGCUCAAGGAAUGGGGAAACGUGAGCCCCAAACUAUCAUAAGUUUCCUUCCAACUGCCAACCUUUUGUUUUCCAGGUUUACGGACCCAUCUUCGGCAUCACGGAAGGCUUCAACAAGUCGCUGGUCAUCUCGGAUCCGGAUCUCGUGCACGAGGUGUUUGUGAAGCAGUACGACAACUUUUACGGUCGGAAACUGAAUGCGAUCCAUGGCGAUCCGGAAAAAGACAAGCGGGUCACGUUGUUCGCCGCUCAAGGAUAUCGUUGGAAGCGAUUGAGGACGAUUGCCAGUCCCACUUUUUCGAAUGGUAAUCUGAGAAAGUUGAAGGAUACUGUCGAGGAUUGUGCGAUCGAAUUGUUGAGACACAUUGAGGAGCAGACGGCCGGAGGGCAACAGAUUGACAUGUUGACGUGAGUUUGGUACAUGGUCACAGCAAAAGCGAUGUUUAUUAAAGGGUCCUAACCAGUACUUUUUGCAGAUUCUACCAAGAAUUCACGCUGGACGUGAUCGGCCGAAUCUCAAUGGGUCAAACCGAUUCGCAAAUGUUCAAAAACCCCAUGUUGCCACACGUGCGCGCGAUUUUCGGCGAGAGUCGCAAAGGAAUGUUCAUGAUGGGCGCCGUCGCGCCGACGUUCACCCGCCUCUUCAGAUGGACCGUUCAGAAGUUCAAUUUGAUGAGCAACAACAAUCCGAGCGCGCACAUUUUGACGGUGGUCUCUGAAGCGGUCGAGAAGCGGAUUCGGCGGAGGAGCGAGGAUGUGGCAAGUGGUGUGGACGUUGGCGAGCCCGAAGAUUUUAUCGAUCUUUUCCUGGACGCGAGAGCUGAAAAUGAGCAAGAUUUGAAUGGGAACGGAGGCGACUUUUCGAGAUCCCAUUCAAAAGUAUCGAAGCAACUGACCUCUGAAGAGAUUGUCGCGCAAUGUUUCGUGUUCCUGGUAGCUGGUUUCGAUACGACCGCGCUUUCCUUGGCCUUUACCACCUAUUUACUGGCUCUCAACCCUCAAGUUAUGGCCAAAUUGCAAGAAGAGGUGGACAGAGAGUGUCCGGACCCCGAGAUCACUUUCGAUCAGCUGGCAAAACUGAAGUACAUGGAGAUGGUGAUCAAGGAGACACUUCGGCUGUAUCCACUGGCUGCUCCGUGAGUUUUCUAAAGUCUUUGGAUACUUUUAUGCGUUUAUGUUUCAGAGCCAACUCGCGAAGAUGUAUGAAGGACACAAUAGCCGGUGAAUACCGUAUAGAAGCGGGCACCUAUGUGAUCGUCAACACGUGGGCAGUCCAGACGGAUCCGUCGAUCUGGGGCGCGGACGCGGAGUCAUUCCGGCCGGAAAGAUGGGAAGGCUCGACGGAGCAGCAUAAAAGCGGCGGCUACAUUCCAUUCGGACUGGGACCGCGACAAUGCAUCGGAAUGCGGCUCGCUUAUAUGGAGGAGAAGCUGCUCCUGGCUCAUCUCCUCCGCAAGUACACCUUCCAGCCGGGCGCCCGCACUCGCAUCCCGCUCAAGUUGGUCGGAAGGGCAACCACGCAGCCGGACAGUGUUUGGAUGCACUUGAGGCCCAGGCACUAG
This is a messenger RNA of Caenorhabditis sp. 36 PRJEB53466, 1770 nucleotides long. Lineage: Eukaryota; Metazoa; Nematoda; Chromadorea; Rhabditida; Rhabditidae. The record is from the annotation of a GenBank genome assembly.